AUGACCAAGGUGUAUCUAAAGCAAAAGUUGUAUGGGAUGAGGAUGCAGGAGGGGUCAGAUCUUGUGGAGUAUAUGAACGCUUUUAAUCAAGUUAUGACGGACCUAGCACGCUUGGGUGCGACGGUUGACGACGAGGAUAUGACAAUUCUGCUUCUUUGUUCAUUGCCAUCAUCCUAUGACCAUUUGAUCACUACUUUGCCGCACGGCAAGGAGACCGUCAAGAAUGAGGAUAUUACUGCAGCAUUGCUAUCUUAUGAUAUGAGAAAGAAGAACGCGGUGAAAGUCUCUUAUGGUGAAGGUUUGCUAGUCAAGGGUGAGGAGUGGCGGAAGGGAUAUGAGGCUGGGAAGAACAAGAAAAAGAAAGAAUAUACAGCACCACAGGAGGAGGCCGGCCAUGGCAACACCGGAUCUGGCAUCUCCGAGGUCCUCUACAAGUGGGUCAACUACGGCCGCGGGUGGCGGCCCCGCUGGUUCGCGCUCAGCGACGGCGUGCUCUCCUACUACAAGAUCCACGGGCCCGACCGCAUCGACCUCUCCUGCGACACCGACCGCGGCGCUAAGGUCAUCGGCGAGGACUCGCUCCGCCGCCUCGCGCGCCCCUCCUCCGCCUCCGCCCCCCACUCCAACGGCCACGGCCACCACCAGACGCCCCGCAAGCCCCUCGGCGAAAUCCACCUCAAGGUGUCGACCGUCAGAGAGAGCAGAUCGGACGAUAGGAGGUUCUCCAUCUUCUCGGGGACCAAGAGGCUGCACCUGCGGGCCGAGACGAGGGAGGACAGGGCCGCGUGGCUCGAGGCGCUCCGUGCCACCAAGGAGAUGUUCCCGAGGAUGUCCACCAGCGAGAUGGUCGGGCCGGGGGACACUGCGGCGGCCGCGGCGGUCUCCACCAAGCGCCUGAAGAAGCGCCUGCAGCAGGAAGGGGUCAGCGAUGCUGCCAUUGCUGACAGCGAGAGGAUCGUGCGGGAGGAGUUCGAGGCGCUGCACAAGCAUCUUGUGCUUCUCAAGCAGAAGCAGGUGCUACUCCUUGACACGCUCCGCCACCUAGAGAUACCAACUUUCCGAGAAGGAAGUGGUAGCGAGUCUGAUGAUUACAAUGAACCACAAGAUCCUGUUGAAGAGGAGACUGACGAUGAAGAGAACAUAUAUUUUGAUACAACUGAUUUCCUUUCAUCUAGUUCUUUUAAAAGCAGUGGAUCUGAUUUCCAAAGAUCUGAAGCUGGUUCAGAUGAUGAGGACGACUACCCGAUGGAUGGAAUUGAUCCUUCUAUGAACUCUGUUGGAAUUAAUUAUCCAUAUGUGAGAAGGCGUAAGAAGCUACCAGAUCCAGUUGAGAAAGAGAAGGGUGUUAGUUUGUGGUCAAUGAUCAAGGACAACAUAGGAAAGGAUCUUACCAAAGUCUGUCUGCCUGUUUACUUCAAUGAACCUCUUUCAUCAUUACAAAAAUGUUUCGAGGAUCUUGAGUAUUCCUACCUUAUUGAUCGUGCAUAUGAAUGGGGCAAAAGGGGGGAUAGUGUGAUGAGGAUUCUAAGCGUUGCAACAUUUGUUGUUUCUAGUUAUGCCUCUACGGAUGGAAGGAGUUGUAAGCCCUUCAACCCUCUUCUUGGGGAGACCUAUGAAGCAGAUUAUCCAGAUAAAGGUCUUCGUUUUUUCUCAGAAAAGGUUAGUCAUCAUCCAAUGGUUGUUGCAUGCCACUGUGAGGGAAAUGGCUGGAGGUUUUGGGCAGAUAGCAACCUAAAGAGCAAGUUCUGGGGUCGCUCCAUUCAACUUGAUCCUGUUGGUGUGUUAACACUGGAGUUUGAUGAUGGUGAAGUUUUCCAGUGGAGCAAGGUGACCACUUCCAUUUACAAUCUCAUAUUGGGUAAACUGUACUGUGAUCACUAUGGUACUAUGCGCAUUCAAGGUAAUCGCGAAUAUUCAUGUAAGCUGAAGUUCAAGGAGCAAUCAAUUAUUGAUCGCAACCCUCAUCAGUUUGUUUGUCACUAA
Messenger RNA from Triticum dicoccoides, 1983 nucleotides. RefSeq names its product oxysterol-binding protein-related protein 1C-like. Gene Ontology annotation, cellular component: membrane; cytosol. Lineage: Eukaryota; Viridiplantae; Streptophyta; Magnoliopsida; Poales; Poaceae. The record is from RefSeq and is a predicted model, not a curated record. Bases 1 to 1983 code for a protein of 660 amino acids. Gene Ontology annotation, molecular function: sterol binding. The transcript has 9 exons.